AUGGUCGGGCCCCCCAGCCCCGCACCAGGCCCCCCACUGGAGUCGCUGCUGCUGCUGCGGUUGCUGCUGCUGCUGCUGCUGCUCAGUCACCAGCACCCCCUCCCCCCCCAUCCUCCUCCGCCACCAUCAUCAUUACCUCCCCCGGCCGCACCUCUCACACUAACCCUACCCACCGCAGCCCAACCUCCGCCCGCCCCGCCGCCAUUGGCCGAGAUCAGUGCCAGCCCCGCCCGCUCCCGAGACAGGUCUGCGGAGCGUCCGGGCCAGCUCAUUGGCAGGAUAUGCCUGUCGAUCACGGCUGCUCCGCCUACAGAGCUGGAGACGCAGAUGGAGGUGGACAUCCCGGCCUGUUCCUUUGAUUGGCGCCUCGGGUGGAAGAGUGUUGGAGAUGGCAAUGGUUUAUAA
Messenger RNA from Dromiciops gliroides (monito del monte), 405 nucleotides. Its product is annotated as protein enabled homolog. Lineage: Eukaryota; Metazoa; Chordata; Mammalia; Microbiotheria; Microbiotheriidae. The record is from RefSeq and is a predicted model, not a curated record. The coding region runs from base 1 to 405 and encodes 134 amino acids. The transcript is spliced from 3 exons.